AUGUUCUUUGCUUCUCAGCAGCAACAACAGCAUCCUCAAUCUUUAUCCCAGCCUCAGUCGCAAUCACACUCGCCGGCCUCUUUGACCGAUGCAGUUGUUUAUACUCCUUCCUCUGAGUUGCUGAACCUUCCGCGCCCCCGCAGCUCUGUUUCACCCGCUAGCUAUAAUUCCAGUUCCAUAGAAGAAGGGCACGAUUAUUCUGCUCAGGUUGCGAAAGGCCAAGGAAAGGCUCAAGAAUUUGCUAAUCAGUCAGCCCUGUCCCCAUCAAGCACUUCUAAUCUGCUAGUGCACCAGAGCCCAGCAGGCCGCACUCCUUCGCAGCAACCUCAGCCAUUUCAGUUUCAGUUUCAACCUCCGGCCCACCCACAACCACAAGUGCAACCCGUCUAUAAACGAGGUCGUGUGGCCUCCAAGGUCUCUUCAGGUCGUGUACCCAAGCGGCCCCGCCCUUCAGGUGGUCCUCGGAGAGCUGCCACUGCAGGUGGAAGCGGCGGUAGGCUGGCAGGUACGGGAGGAGCCGAUAGUUAUAGUGAGAGCGAAGACGAUGAUAACGAAGGGUAUCAGAUUAUUGUGGAACCCCCUACGGCUAGGAAGUGAGUGGAGCUUUCAAGUCUACCUAUUUAUUUUAUGCCAUUAUCCGCAGUCACCUUAUUCUGCCAUUAAGGCUAGCGCAUUUAUUUUCUUUGCCGCGCUGGCAGCCCACAGCGCAGUCCAUGCCUUUCAUUGACGCCUUGGCUCAUUCGCACAAACAUCGGUCC
Molecule: messenger RNA, 758 nt
Organism: Serpula lacrymans var. lacrymans S7.9
Lineage: Eukaryota; Fungi; Basidiomycota; Agaricomycetes; Boletales; Serpulaceae
Exons: 1
Coding region: 1-597 (198 amino acids)
Source: RefSeq, a predicted model, not a curated record